Nothobranchius furzeri (turquoise killifish) is the source of this 1497-nucleotide messenger RNA. RefSeq names its product CD226 molecule (gene cd226). Gene Ontology annotation, biological process: positive regulation of natural killer cell mediated cytotoxicity directed against tumor cell target; positive regulation of Fc receptor mediated stimulatory signaling pathway; positive regulation of immunoglobulin mediated immune response. NCBI's taxonomy places the organism in Eukaryota, Metazoa, Chordata, Actinopteri, Cyprinodontiformes, Nothobranchiidae. The record is from RefSeq and is a predicted model, not a curated record. Gene Ontology annotation, cellular component: external side of plasma membrane.
AUGAGGUAUUUAGUCAUCAUGUUGGUGACAAAGUGCCCCUCUGUGGAACCACGGACCAUGAAGUGCCUCCCAGCAGCUCGAGAGCUCCGCUGCAGCCGGAGCGCUAACAGGAAGUGCAGCUCGUGCGCCUCUCCUCUGCUCGUCAAUGCUGCCUUCAUUCUCCCUCUGUGGGGCAAAAUGAAAGCUGUACAAAAGGGCUGCUGGUACUUCACGGCACUCGUCUUUCUCCCUUUUCUUAAAGGUUCUGUCCAGCAGAGGGAACCUGACGUGGUCCGGCUGGAGGAGGGGAUGGUGCUGGACUGUUCCUGUCCCUGGGACGGAAAGCUCACCAUGGUGUCCUGGACCAAAGCACCAGACAAAAACCCCAUGGCUGUGUUCCAUCCAGACCUUGGGGUGUCCCUGUCUCACCCGUACUCAGAGAGAAUAGAGUUCCUGAGGAACACACCCAUGGAUGGUAGCAUCUCCCUGAGGAACGUCACUCAUCAGGACAUCGGGCGGUACCACUGCUCCGUCCAGACCUUCCCUCAGGGACCGUGGACCAGGGACAUCCAGGUGGAAGAUUUAGAUGAGCCACCCGAAGACGAUAACAGCACCGAGCCCCCGCCCACAGAGGAGACGGUAGCAGACACACAGCUGGUGGCAGAGGAGAGCAACAACAUGACUGUUCGGUGUCACCACCGGCACAACACCACGGUCUACCAGGUCAUCUUUGAGAGGAGGCUGCUCGGCCAGCCCUGGGUCAUCAUCGGAGUUUGUAAGAAGGUGGAGGGGGGCCUGGUGGGCGAGGACUACAGCGACAGGGGCAGCGUGGACUGCACAGACAGCCUGGAUGUCAGUCUGCAUCUGGCUGACGUUGCACAGGAAGACAGCGGUUUCUAUCGCUGCACCUUUAACACCGAUGUGGGCGUACGGACCACCACCGUGCUGCUCACUGUUGCUGCUCCAGCAGGUGGAUUCAGCAUGACGUUAUACAUGAUGUACAUUUACAUCGGAGCUGGAGCUGCUGGACUCAUUCUGCUCACUGUCAUUCUCAUAUUGGCAAUGAGGCACAGAAAGAAAAGGAAGAGAACGGAGUACCGAGUCAAACUUCACCCGUCUAACAGACAGCCAAACCUCUAUGAGAACAUCCCUGUUCGUCCCCAGCCUGCACAGAAUCCCAGGAAGACUAAAAUCCACCCCAUCUAUGCCAACCUGCCCACACGGCGGCCCCGCGACAAAACAACAAGCGUGCUGUAAGCGCUCGAGGACAGACGUGAGAAUUUCACGUGUGUCAGCGUGCGAGGCAGCGAAGAACCAACAAAUGCUGUCAGACUCUAAUUAUCCGUGUGAGUUUUUGAAUCAGGGAUCACGCUGACACUGUUUAACAUUCACAAGGCGGCUUGAAAUGAGUUAACAAGCUCGUCUCGGAGUCAGAACGCUGACAGGGUUGUUUGGGACCAGCUUCCCCACCCACCCAUCUCUCCCUAAUUAAAUGUAGUGUGUAAUUAUUUGUUGGGG